AUGAAGUUCUUGGCCGCAGCUUCCGCCAUGAUGCCUGGUGCAGUCAUGGUGGCUGCCCUCCCCGCAAUGCGUCUUCCUGGAAUGAGCAUGAAGAUUGUCGGUGGAACCAAAGCCGAGGCUGGCGAAUUCCCAUUCAUUGUGAGCUUGUCGCAGGACGACUCUCACUUCUGUGGAGGUGUAUUGGUGGGUGAAACGACCGUUGUGACCGCUGCUCACUGCUCCGUGGAUAUCGAGGCCGACCAGGUCAAAGUUCGUGCCGGAACUACCACGUGGGAAAAGGGCGGCGAGCAGGUCGACGUUAGCAAGAUCACAGUUCACCCCAAGUACUCGGCCGAUACCAUGGACAACGACAUUGCCGUUUGGACCUUGGCCCAACCCAUCGAGCAGAACAACGAUACCAUCAAGUACAUUUCCCUCCCCGCGGCUGGAUCUGACCCCGAGGCCAACACCACUGCCACCGUUGCCGGCUGGGGUCUGCUCAAGUCGACCGACUCGUCCGUGCCGGCCGACCUGCGCAAGGUCUCGGUCCCCGUUGUCUCUCGCGACGAUUGCAACACGGCGUACAACAAGAACGACACUCAGAUCACCGAGAACAUGUUCUGCGCCGGUUCCACGGGCAAGGACUCGUGCCAGGGUGACAGCGGUGGCCCAAUCAUCAAUGACAACAGCACCUUAAUUGGUGUCGUGUCUUGGGGCAUCGACUGCGCCGCUCCUGGCUACCCCGGUGUCUAUACCAACGUUGGCCAGUACAUUGACUUCAUCAACAACCCAGACUCUGCCUCUGACGACAGCACUGGCAAUGACAACAACACUGGCAACGACGAGGAGACUGGUGAUGAUGAGGAGACCGGUGAUGAUGAGGAGACUGAGGAUGACGAGACCGGCUAUGAGGAUGACGAGGAGUCCGGUCACCACGGUUCCCACCACGGCUCCCACCACGGUUCUCACUCUCACGACGAGGAGGAGUCCGACGAAUAA
Molecule: messenger RNA, 978 nt
Organism: Clonostachys rhizophaga
Lineage: Eukaryota; Fungi; Ascomycota; Sordariomycetes; Hypocreales; Bionectriaceae
Source: the annotation of a GenBank genome assembly